This is a messenger RNA of Prunus avium (sweet cherry), 783 nucleotides long. NCBI's taxonomy places the organism in Eukaryota, Viridiplantae, Streptophyta, Magnoliopsida, Rosales, Rosaceae. The record is from RefSeq and is a predicted model, not a curated record.
AUGAGGGAGCUGCCGCUUGUUAUGAAAAAGCUCAAACGUCUAAGCUUUGCUAAAUCAUCAACUUCAAGGGAUGGCUUUGGCAUUGGCAUUGUGUGGGGCCUUGACUGUUUAUUUGGAAUUAGAAAGAGUCAUCCUGACCCCUGGGGCCCAAUUGGUUGUAGUGGAAGUGGUAGCUCUGAUGACGAAAUUGAACCAGGAAGUGAUAGCUCUGAUGACAACCAUGAACCUGGAAUUGGUAGCUCUGAUGACGACAAUGAACCAGGAAGUGAUAGCUCUGAUGACAACCAUGAACCUGGAAUUGGUAGCUCUGAUGACGACAAUGAACCAGGAAGUGAUAGCUCUGAUGACAACCAUGAACCUGGAAUUGGUAGCUCUGAUGACGACAAUGAACCAGGAAGUGAUAGCUCUGAUGACAACCAUGAACCUGGAAUUGGUAGCUCUGAUGACGACAAUGAACCAGGAAGUGAUAGCUCUGAUGACAACCAUGAACCUGGAAUUGGUAGCUCUGAUGACGACAAUGAACCAGGAAGUGAUAGCUCUGAUGACAACCAUGAACCUGGAAUUGGUAGCUCUGAUGACGACAAUGAACCAGGAAGUGAUAGCUCUGAUGACAACCAUGAACCUGGAAUUGGUAGCUCUGAUGACGACAAUGAACCAGGAAGUGAUAGCUCUGAUGACAACCAUGAACCUGGAAUUGGUAGCUCUGAUGACGACAAUGAACCAGGAAGUGAUAGCUCUGAUGACAACGAUGAACCAAUCAGCAAAAGAUUCAAGAAAGUCUAA